CUGACGGAUUCACACUCGUAUCACGCCCUUCACGACCCUUCAACGACAUGCAGAUCAAGGCCCUCUCUCUCGUAGCGCUCGCGCUCCUCAUGCCCUCCGCGCUCGGCGUGACUGUCUCGUACGACGAAACGUACGACAACAAGUCCGGAAGCCUCAGCAACGUCGCGUGCUCCGACGGCUCGCACGGGCUGCUCACGAAGGGCUACAAGACGUUCGGCGCGCUGCCACACUUCCCGAAUCUCGGUGGCGCAGCGGUCGUGGGCGGAUGGAACAGCGCACAGUGCGGGACGUGCUGGGAGUUGGCGUAUAAGGGAAAGAGCAUCAGCGUGCUCGCGGUCGACCAUGCGGCAAGCGGGUGGAAUGUCGCGCUCGGUGCGAUGAACACCCUCACGGGCGGGCAGGCGAAGAAGCUGGGCCGGAUCGAGGCAACGGCGAAGCAGGUCGACAAGUCCAAGUGCGGUCUGUGAAAUGCAGCAGUGAUUGAAUGGGUAUGCCUUGGAUGAAACGUGGACGUUGAUGUGGGCUUUGAAAGGACAGUAGACACAUCAGGUGAUGGACUUCAUACGCGUAGGCCAGAUUAUGUCCCAACGUAUACGCGGGCUUCGAAUUGACUGCAAUACGGCGCGCUGCUUGGAAACGACUACCUCUACAAGUGUACCGCAUUGUCAGAGCCACUCAUAAGCCCUU
Trametes versicolor FP-101664 SS1 is the source of this 687-nucleotide messenger RNA. RefSeq names its product immunomodulatory protein. Lineage: Eukaryota; Fungi; Basidiomycota; Agaricomycetes; Polyporales; Polyporaceae. The record is from RefSeq and is a predicted model, not a curated record. The transcript is spliced from 3 exons. The coding region runs from base 48 to 467 and encodes 139 amino acids.